Messenger RNA from Aspergillus brunneoviolaceus CBS 621.78, 1110 nucleotides. Its product is annotated as H(+)-transporting V1 sector ATPase subunit D. The transcript is spliced from 6 exons. The record is from RefSeq and is a predicted model, not a curated record. Lineage: Eukaryota; Fungi; Ascomycota; Eurotiomycetes; Eurotiales; Aspergillaceae. Bases 222 to 977 code for a protein of 251 amino acids. Gene Ontology annotation, biological process: vacuolar acidification. Gene Ontology annotation, cellular component: fungal-type vacuole membrane; vacuolar proton-transporting V-type ATPase complex. Gene Ontology annotation, molecular function: proton-transporting ATPase activity, rotational mechanism.
GGGCCGUGAGGCAGUCUUCCCGACUCGCCAGUCCCUCGGGUUGAUGAAGGGGAAGUUGAAGGGCGCCGAGACCGGUCACAGUUUACUGAAGCGCAAAUCCGAAGCUCUUACCAAACGUUUCCGCGGUAUGGUUGCCCCCGUCCCCCGGGGAAUUCCCCUUUCCAACCCCUCUUACCUAAAGAGCUCCCAAUAUAUCCGCGCGCACUUCCGCCUCAAGUUUGAUGCGAAACUCCCUUCCCCCACUAACGAACGCCUCAGAGAUCACCCGCCGCAUCGACGAAGCCAAGCAGAAGAUGGGCCGCGUGAUGCAGAUCGCCGCCUUCUCGCUGGCGGAGGUGAGCUACGCCGUGGGCGGUGACAUCGGCUACCAGGUGCAGGAGUCGGCCAAGCAGGCGCGGUUCCGCGUGCGCGCCAAGCAGGAGAACGUGUCCGGCGUGCUGCUGCCGCACUUCGAGAGCUACACCGAGGACUCGAUCAACGACUUCGGGCUGACGGGGUUGGGUAAAGGUGGGCAGCAGGUCCAGCGGUGUCGGGAGACGUACGCGCGGGCCGUGGAGACGCUGGUGGAGUUGGCGAGUUUACAGACUGCGUUUGUGAUUCUGGAUGAGGUGAUUAAGGUGGUUAAUCGCAGAGUGAAUGCUAUUGAGCACGUUAUUAUCCCCCGCACGGAGAACACGAUCAAAUAUAUCAAUUCCGAACUCGACGAACUCGACAGAGAGGAGUUCUACCGUCUCAAGAAGGUCUCCGGCAAGAAACAGCGAGACACCGCUGCCGCAGACGCCGAGAUCCUGGCUGCGCGGGAGAAGGCCAAGGCCAAGGCGGAGGCUGCCGCCGCUGCCGCCGCCGCCGCUGCAGCCAACGGAGAGGAACCGCCCGCCGAGGAGGUAGAAGAAGAGAAAGCGGCCGCAGAAGAAGAAGAAGCCCCCGAGGCACCGGACGUGCUCGGCGAGCAGGAAGAUGCCGACGUGAUUUUCUAAGUCUAGCGCAGCGAUGCCCCCUCUUUGCCCCUGUUAUGUACCUAGUAUACUUCCGAGCAUGUAGCAGUUAUUGUCUUCACUUGAGAAUUUGUUUCUUUUAGUCAUAUCCCCAAUGGAAGCAAAGAUGAGCAUU